AUUAAACACAGGAGUUGGUGUACACCUAGAAACGCGUUGUUGCUAUAAGGCUGUAACUUCAUCCAAUCGUCUUCAAAAUGACGGCCAAGCAAGAAAUGAUGAAUGAAAUUGACGAUAUGAGAGAAACGUUCGCCUUACUGGACACUGACGGGACAGGCUCUAUAUCCAUACAAAGAAUGGGGCUUGUGAUACGAGCCCUUGGACAUUAUCCAACAGAGGCUCAAAUCAAGGAUUUGCAGAAAGUAGCGAAGGAAUCGGAUACAAAUGGAAACGACCUAAUUGAGUUUCCAGAAUUUUUGUCCUUAUACACAUCAUUCAAGAAACUUAUUCCUGAAAAUCUAAACCAUUUCAAAGAAAUAAGGGCGGCAUUCCAAUUGUUCGACCAAGAUGGUGACGAGGUCAUAUCAGUAGAUCAAUUCCGACGAAUCCUGGCAAACUGUGGAGAAAAACUACAAAAACAUGAAGUCGACGAUAUUCUGAAGGAUGCAGAUGUUGACGGAGAUGGAUUUAUAAAUUAUGAAGAGUUUACCAAAACCCUCGUGGGUCGGAUUUGAGAAUAAAUCACUGACGGUAUGGACAAAUGAGAAAAUCGCCACAGCAACACAACAUGUGUAAAUACGAACAUUAAAAAUGAAAUAUUACCGAAUCUGCAUUUAGUCAAAGCACACAGUGAGAUAGUUAUUUAUCAUCUAUAUACUACUUUGUAACACCUAUCGGUAACGUGAUAAAUUCGUUAUCAUGGGUUGUCAGUAUGAGAAUACACAAGAGAUGAAAUUGAGAAUGACUUGAAAACAACUGGAGAAUGGAUUUUCCCUUUGGGACUGUUUUUCCUUAGAAAGAACAUCUGCUGACGCAAGGUGACGUCAUGAAUGGAAAA
Messenger RNA from Mizuhopecten yessoensis (Yesso scallop), 877 nucleotides. RefSeq names its product neo-calmodulin-like. Bases 78 to 554 code for a protein of 158 amino acids. Lineage: Eukaryota; Metazoa; Mollusca; Bivalvia; Pectinida; Pectinidae. Gene Ontology annotation, molecular function: calcium ion binding. Gene Ontology annotation, cellular component: myosin II complex. The transcript is spliced from 5 exons. The record is from RefSeq and is a predicted model, not a curated record.